UCCUUACUGUCUCUAGAAACAAAUUCACCAAGCUCAUCCACCACAGUCAACUCUACACAUUAAUCAAUCAAUUAAAAUCCCACGAACAGGCCCACCCUACCUAAGACAAAUUCCUAAAUCACCACCCACCACUACCAACUAUGAAGCGCAACCACAUCGUUCUCCCGGCCCUGCAAUUCGCCGCAGCUGCGUUCUUCGCCCAGACCGCCCUCGCCCAGCAGACCGAGACCUACUGCGUCUCCAAGUCGGACCGGCGCAUCGUCGCCGCCUCUAACUGCGACGACGCCGCCAACACCGACGUCCUCACAGUCGACGCCCCCGCGGGCCUGGCAGUUGGCAGCAUUGUCGACGAGGACGACGACAUGUCGGAAAACAUGGGCUCCCCUGCUAGCCGCGUCCGCGCUCGCAACGCUAAGGACCUCGAAUCGGGUGGGUUUGGUGAGAUUGUGGAUCGCGACGACGCUACUAGCACUACUACGAGCGGGCAGCCACGGGCGACUGGGUCUUAGGUUUUAACCGAACUCGAAGGUUGGGGUUUAGUGGUGAUUGCCAGUGAUCUGCUAUGCUCAUACGAUCUGGGUGGGCGAUGGUGUCGGAUAGAGGAGAUAGGGUGUGGAUUCGGAACUGGAAUAGAUAGAGGUGAGCGUCAUUCGUUUUCGAGAUGUGGGAUAAGGGAGUUAGGGCGU
This is a messenger RNA of Chaetomium fimeti, 686 nucleotides long. RefSeq lists its product as uncharacterized. Bases 141 to 509 code for a protein of 122 amino acids. The record is from RefSeq and is a predicted model, not a curated record. The transcript has a single exon. NCBI's taxonomy places the organism in Eukaryota, Fungi, Ascomycota, Sordariomycetes, Sordariales, Chaetomiaceae.